Molecule: messenger RNA, 844 nt
Organism: Erigeron canadensis
Lineage: Eukaryota; Viridiplantae; Streptophyta; Magnoliopsida; Asterales; Asteraceae
Exons: 4
Coding region: 59-700 (213 amino acids)
Source: RefSeq, a predicted model, not a curated record
UAUAUACCUUCAUAAUCUACAAAAACAUAUACUUCCAAAUUCUCUAAGAUCUAUAACAAUGUCUAUGAUCACAAAAUGUCUAGCUUCUCAAAACACAAUACCUAAAAUAAAUUUGCAUGAAAGUACCCUAAUUACUCAUUGUAGAUCACAUGUUAAUCUUCCAUUCAAUCCCAUUUCUAGCUUUCCAUCUAGCAAACGAACCAUAGCUCCUAUUACAAGACGAAACUCGGUUAUCGUUUAUGCGAAUGUUGAACCGGCCUCAACACCACCUCCACCACCACCACCCGGUUCCUCUUCUGGUUCUUGGAAAAAUUGGGUUAUUGGAAUUUUGAUGACAUUUAUUGUACCUUUAGUUACAACUAAAGGAGGUCCAAUAAAAUUGCUCAUGCAGAAAGUUGACCAUAUAGUUGACACGGCGGAGCAUAUAACCGACGUGGUGGAAGCCGUGGCGGACAAAGUAGACAAGGUGAUAGAAGAAAUAGAAGACGAUUUGCCAGAAGGUAGCCAAAUAAGAAAGACACUUGAUUACAUUGAAAAUGUCGCUGAAAGAGUUGAAAAAGAUGCACAUACCGCCGGUGAUUUCAUUGACCAGGUUCAAGAAAUGCAAGACAAGAUAGAGGAUAUGAUGGAACCUGUCAUGGAGGAAGCUAUGAAAGUCGAUAAAGAAGCCAAGGAAAAAGAAAAAGCAAAGAGAAAAUAAAAUAUGAAAAACUAGCUAGUACACGGUUAGGUCUAUGUAACAUCAUAUAAUAUUGUAAUGAAAUCAUUCAUGUGAUGAGACGAGUCUUUUUCUACAUAUUAGAUAUGGUAUGAUUAUUUAUUUAAUUAUGGAUAGUUGGAUACA